GUCUUUAUAAAGGUGGAUGUUUUUAUUUUUGUGGACUAUUUUCCUGUGAACGUUGCUCGAGUUGGUCUAGUGCUUGUUCGACUUCUUAUAUAUAGUGAAAUACGAAAUGUUACGUAAACUCAACAUCUUCGCUACAAGGCUGGCAGCCCUGAUAGUGCUGCAUGCCGCCGGCGCUGGACUGGCGUCUCCAACAGUACUGAUCACGAGACCUGUCUCCAGGAUGCCUGUGGAGUGGCUGCCGGUUGAUAACCAGACUUUGUAUAGGCUGGGAGAGGGGGAGACAAGAAGCUUGGAGCUCAACACCACGGCCACUUCGCACACGCCAGUCUUCAUAACAGUGAGUCCUUGCACCAGAGACUUCAGGUGGAUGGUGUUCCAUGGCGCUCAUAAAGAAGGUCCCUUAACGCUGUUAAAGGAAUACAAUGGCGGUGUCACCAACACAUUUUCAACUUUCGUUUCACAGCACGAUAGAUAUAUUCUUCAGAUGUCUACAUCAAGAGGCGGAUCAGCGGCAGUGAGUGUUAGGGGUGAAACCACUAGAACGGUUCGGAUGCGGUUGCGAGUCAGGUCAAGACGCAGGCUGACCGCAAAUUGGGAGCCCAGCCCAAUCGACCCACAAGCAACCAAGUACUGCGUUGUCGCGUCUCGUGUCAAGAACUACACGUCACUAUGCGCAGCACAAAUCGACAUAAAGAUGAAUAGAAUAGAAAAUAAAUCCAAUAGGUUGAACCCAGAUGUGGCUCAAUUGAACCUAGAGGUAGAACAAUUCAAUCAAGAUGUCAAUAGAUUGAAUACACGAAAUAAAAUAAAUAAUACAAGAUUAAGCGCUGAAGUCGAUAAUUCUUUAGAAAUGGACGCUAGUUUCGGGAUGUAUGGUGGCGAAUUUAAAAACUUGUACCGAAGAAAGAAGUUUGGAAGGAGUACAAAAGCGACUGACGGCGAUCCAGUUAUAGCUUGCGUUGGAGAUAGAACACAUCAUGUGAUUGAAAACUUGGACCCAAGUACCACCUACUACGUAAGCGUGUUCGGGGUAGCUCGAGAUAGGAGAAUCGGCACUUUGCUGGCUUCAGGGAGCGUUCGACCCAGGACUUCUACGGCGAAGAGGCUGAAAGAAAACGUCCCGUUUAGAGCAGAGGUCCGGGGGAAAAGUGUCUAUUAUUUUAAGACUACCGUGGCUUCAGGCGGUGGUCUCUGGCUCACCGUAUCGGCGUGUGGUGGAGCUGUGGACGUUGAAGUUUUGGUCAGAGGGAAGAGGUUACAUUUCUCCAAAAAUAUUGAAUCCCACUCAAAGUUCUUUGUCCCCGGACCGAUUCCUACGUCGUCUAUACAAGAGACGAGCGAGGAGAGUUCUAUACAAUUCGAUUCAAGUUCUGAAGAGGCCAGAAUGCGGUAUGUCAUCAAAGUGGUCCCGAGUAGAUGGGAUAAGGAUGGGAGUGUUAACAUUGAGAUAUCAGCGUCAACAACGAGAUGGGGAAUGACUACGCCGGAAUUGUUGGAAGAGGGCGCUAUAGUACGGGAGCUAAGGCCCAAGAGGACUUGUCGAUCUGUCGACGUUGCGUUUUUGCCGGCGACUCAUAAUGCCACCGAUGUUAUAAGAUAUUGCAUCUCGGUUCGCGAGAACGCGAUAGGUGACAACUUUUCAUGCUUUUUCUCAAAAAGAUCGAAUUUAAAGACUACGUGUCUCAACCAGUUACAACGGACGCAAGAAAAGGUGAUCGUCCAAAAAGUGAGCGGGCUAAAACCUGGAAGGAAAUACGCCAUCCAAGUGACAGCGUCUGGAAGAGGAAGCUCGGUGCCAUACAACAUUUUGUACGCAGACACCAAUAUGUCGUGCAAGGACGAUUUGAUAUGA
Messenger RNA from Amyelois transitella, 1852 nucleotides. RefSeq names its product protein NDNF. The transcript is spliced from 13 exons. The coding region runs from base 107 to 1852 and encodes 581 amino acids. Gene Ontology annotation, molecular function: protein binding. Lineage: Eukaryota; Metazoa; Arthropoda; Insecta; Lepidoptera; Pyralidae. The record is from RefSeq and is a predicted model, not a curated record.